AUGGAUCUUCUCUGGAUCAUUUUUAAUCAAAAUCCUCAGCUGGCAUAUCAGUUAUUCACUAUUCCCUUCGCUGUGAUAUUCUACAGCUUGACUACACGAGGAUAUCUCACUUUGAUUAACAGGUAUAUGUUUCUGAUGCUGGGAGGGUCCUUCCUUGCUGUUCUAACAAUGGGUCCAUAUAGUAUAUUACUGUUCAUCACUGCUACCAAGUUCAUGCUGCUGGUGCACUUUGUGGAACCACUUCAUGUUCAUCAGUGGAUUCUUGGACUGCAGAUGUGCUGGCAAACGUUUUGGCACUUCUAUAUGCAAUAUCAGCAGUACUGGCUCCAGGAACCUGCCGAUUCCAGGCUUUUGUUGGCAAUGUCUGCUCUAAUGCUUCUCAGUCAGAGAGUCACCUCUGUGUCGAUGGACCUCCAGGAGGGAAAAGUUGCCAAGCCCUUCAAAAGAAGCUACCAGAGUCAAGCCAUUUCUCUCAUUCCUUUUCUUAGCUACACUCUCUACUUCCCUGCUCUCCUUGGAGGACCACUUUGCCCCUUUACCACUUAUGUGACCUUCGUAGAGCAGAUUAGCAUCAGACCACCACCUUCUCCCCUUGCCAUUCUGCCCUGGAAGAUAUUGCGAGUGUUGGUCCUGCUAGUCCUCAAAUAUCUCCUCUCAAGCUUUCUACAGUUAAGCAUAUUCAGGUUGAGCAGUCCUCAUGAUUCUCCAGGUAUAUUAUGGAUCUGGAUCCUCUCUCUGGUCCUCAGACUGAACUAUUAUGCCCAUUGGAAAAUGAGCGAAUGUCUCAAUAAUGCAGCUGGAUUAGGUUUUAGUGGGUGUGGUCCAAACGGAGGUGCCCUGUGGGAUGGACUUUGUGAUGGGGAUCCGUGGAAGAUCGAGACGUCAACACGUAUUUCUGCAUUUGCACGCCACUGGAACGGCACAACAACUGCCUGGCUACGCAGACUAGUGUUCCAGAGGUGCAGCACGGCUCCACUGUUUAUGACGUUCGGGUUCUCAGCCUGGUGGCAUGGCUUGUACCCAGGUCAGGUCAUAGGUUUCCUUGGAUGGGCCGCAGCUGUGUUAGGAGACUACAAGCUCCAUACGUACUUUCAACCAAGGCUCACUGUGCUUUGGAAGAAAAGGCUGUACACUUUGUUAAGCUGGGCCUACACUCAGACUGUCAUCGCUUGUGUUGUGCUCGCCAUUGAACUUCAGAGUUCUGAUGCAAUGGUGUUGCUUUGUACAACACACAUUGUUGUGGUCCCUUUUGUAAGUGUUGUUAUACUUUUUAUUUUUUAACACCAGAGAGCAUAAACCUCAUGAUAUUCAAUUACAGUUCAAUGUAACUUGUAUGAGCAAAAUUAACCACUGACAGCUGUAAUUUUACUUGAAGAUGAAGAUUUAACAGCUCCAUUUAGCACAGUGUGCAUAAUUAGCCUGUAUGGAGCCCCACUGGUGACCAUAAAUAAAAAUAAUGUACGACCACCACAUAUUAACGCAAGGGAAUGAGAUCCUACUGCAUGGCCACGACUUAGUAAGGCGACUUAGGCCAUGCAUUAGGAUCUUGUUUCCACACCUUACAAAGUCGAGGCCAUGACUGAAUUAUCAUGUUCCCAUGCCUUACUAAGUCGUGGCCACACAUUAUUUUUAUUUAUACAGGUG
This is a messenger RNA of Colossoma macropomum (tambaqui), 1644 nucleotides long. RefSeq names its product membrane bound O-acyltransferase domain containing 4 (gene mboat4). The transcript is spliced from 3 exons. Gene Ontology annotation, cellular component: endoplasmic reticulum membrane. The record is from RefSeq and is a predicted model, not a curated record. Gene Ontology annotation, molecular function: serine O-acyltransferase activity. Lineage: Eukaryota; Metazoa; Chordata; Actinopteri; Characiformes; Serrasalmidae. The coding region runs from base 1 to 1281 and encodes 426 amino acids. Gene Ontology annotation, biological process: peptidyl-serine octanoylation; lipid modification.